CCCAGCUCCCCCGAGCGUCGGCAGAGGGCGACGGGCGCGCAGGGGGCAGCGUGCCGGCCGGGCUGCAGCCGGCAGCUUCGCGUGCGCUUCGCCGACGCCCUGGGCCUGGAGCUGGCGCAGGUGAAGGUGUUCAACGCGGGCGACGACCCCUCGGUGCCGCUGCACGUGCUGUCGCGACUCGCCAUCAACUCGGACCUGUGCUGCAGCCUCCAGGACGUGGAGUUCGCCCUGCAGUGCCUGGUGCCCGACUUCGCGCCGCCCGUCGAGGCCGCCGACUUCGGCGAGCGCCUGGGGAGGCAGCUGGUGUGUCUGGAGCGCGUCACCUGCUCGGAUCUGGGCGUCAGCGGUGUGGUGCGCGUGCGCAACGUGGCCUUCGAGAAGCAGGUGGCGGUGCGCUACACCUUCUCCGAGUGGCGCAGCGCGCACGAGGUCCAGGCGCGCUGGCGCGGGGCUGCGGGCGCCGAGGGCAGCGAGGACGUCUUUGCCUUCGGUUUCCCCGUGCCGCCCUUCCUUCUGGAACUCGGCGCGCAGGUGCACUUCGCCCUGCGCUACCGAGUGGCCGGCGCUGAGUACUGGGACAACAACGAUGGCCGUGAUUACAGCCUCACGUAUCGCAAUCACGCGCUGCACAUGCCCCGCGGGGAGUGCGAAGAGAGCUGGAUCCACUUCAUCUGAGCGGCGGACGGGGCAGCCGCCCUGCAGCCGUUUCCCAGCUCCGGGCUGUGGUUCCCGACACCUUCCCGGAGUGUCUGACCUCCUUCCUGCUGGGGGACCUGGCAGGGUCCUGUCCUGACUGCUGUGUGAAGUGUCUCGCUCACCUGGUCCAGAAAGGGCCCUCAGGUGGCCGGAAGGCCGAGUAGGUUGCGUCCCGGUGCCGGAGUGAGGGAGGUGGUGGGAAUGUUGGCCUUUCUGGGGAGAACCCAGGCCAGGUUUUGGUUGGUAUUUUUUUUUUUUUUUUUAACACUUGUCUCUUGCUAGGGAAGCCUUGUGCAUGUGACCUGCAUCUGUCCCUGUAAACCUGGCUGUUGCUUGUUAUUGUGCAUUGCAGGGGUUGCCUUCUCAGGAAUAUUCUGAAUUUAGUAAGCGUUUGAGAAGUCCUGUUGCCCCGUGUUCAUGCCCGUUGUAAACAGAAUGCCCUGGAACAGGGAAAACCCGAGACUACGUUUGCUUGCCAAUGUCUGUAGGCUUCUAACAGUGGAAACUAUUAAUAGGCAAGAAAUUUAUUCCCAUCAGUCAUCACAUAGCCAUUUCUGGGCUUUGAAGCUGCCCUGGCUGGGCUGUGUGCCUCCUACAUCAACAACUGGGAAGGAGGAAAAACCAGAUUUUUCAGCUAGCCCAACCUUUUUGCACAGUUAGUCCUCGCACGUAAUGUGUUUCUCUCGCACACGUGUUUGAGAAGUGUGUCUGCACAUUACCAGGCCAUUCUGUUUAGGUUUUCAACUACCUAAAUAGUUUAAGCACCUUGCCUUAAAUUAUUUAACUUUUCAGGUGGCGCUAGGGUUUCGGGUAACAGUUCCCUUUGCGGUUACCUUUUUGAUGAUUAAGGUGACUUUAUUUUUUAAACAGAUGAUUCCAGCGUUCGUCUUUCAGAAAUCCAGUUAACCAAGUAGAACUAGAAGGUAUUUUCAGCAUUAGUCAAAAGUACUGGAGGGGGAAAAAAAGCCCCACAAAUUUUAUACUUCUAGAUUGUUUUAAAGUAUAUUUCUAUAUGUCAGGUUUUAUCAGCUACCUGCCAAUUUUAUUCUUUGUGCCUUCAGAUAGGAGAAUUUCUAGCAUUUUCUGGACUUGUUUCCCAGUUUUAAAAUGUUAAUUUUUUAAACCUCCCAUCAAGGAGUCGAAGCUGCUGUCCCCAGCAGUUCAUCACUGUAACUUAAAAAUCGCCACUUCGGCCUCUGACAGCAGGUGCUAAGACCUGAGGUAUUAACAACCAGCCCAGGUGCACAAGACCUCCACGAUGUGAUGAAUGUUUAUGAUAGCACUGAAGCCAGUGUGAUGGAUUUUGUGCUACCCGUCGUCAGUGAGUUGGUUUCUGAGUGCUUGUUGCUGUUCGUGCAUUAAGUAUCAAGAGAUGCCUUUUGCCUUUUAACCAGUGUUUUUGAUCAUUGUGACCUUUGUGUUUUACACAUUAGGAUGGGAAUGGCUUUCUGUGAUACCUUUUAAUGUAUAAACACUGAAUUUUCAUCUAAAAUACUGUGCCUGAAUUGCUCAGCCUCGAGCCCUUGCACUGUAUACUACAUUGACAUGCAAGAGAGAGGGAAACCUGGUUACAUUUCCUGCUGCUCACAGACCGUCCAAUUAGGUCAGCAAGCCUGUGUCGGCAGCUCUGCCUUGUCCCCAGCCCAGUGUGUAAGACAAUUGUCCAGACUCUUCAGGUGCAUAUUUGUGCUGCCAGAUGUAUUGUUAUUUAUGGUAUGGAGCGGAUCCCAUCAUCUAUGUGAAAAGUCUCUUGCCAAAAAGGUUCUGGCCCUAGAAUAUAAAUGCUGUAUCUUCAAAAUUAAGCGAACCUCAAGGUGCCUUUGGAAAAACACCAACACUUUGAAAUUUUAAAGUUUAAAUAGACUUGCUUGGUUGGUAAAGAAACCCUAAGACAGCGCAAAGAGAACUUUCAGUCCCUGAAAGUUAUCUAGUUACAUUGCUUGAAUGUUUAAAAUUUUAUAGUGGAGUGCAAUAGCUGGGUUAUCUCAAAUAUAUUUAAUGUCUGCCGUUUAAAAUAAUUUUACUGAAGCCUAAGUAUUAAAAUGUGUGGGCACAAA
Chinchilla lanigera (long-tailed chinchilla) is the source of this 2753-nucleotide messenger RNA. It is a transcript of the gene Ppp1r3d, whose product is annotated as protein phosphatase 1, regulatory subunit 3D. Lineage: Eukaryota; Metazoa; Chordata; Mammalia; Rodentia; Chinchillidae. The record is from RefSeq and is a predicted model, not a curated record. Gene Ontology annotation, biological process: regulation of glycogen biosynthetic process. Gene Ontology annotation, molecular function: glycogen binding; protein phosphatase 1 binding. Gene Ontology annotation, cellular component: protein phosphatase type 1 complex.